This is a messenger RNA of Tarenaya hassleriana, 1168 nucleotides long. RefSeq lists its product as uncharacterized. The record is from RefSeq and is a predicted model, not a curated record. NCBI's taxonomy places the organism in Eukaryota, Viridiplantae, Streptophyta, Magnoliopsida, Brassicales, Cleomaceae. The transcript has 4 exons. Bases 50 to 979 code for a protein of 309 amino acids. Gene Ontology annotation, molecular function: polysaccharide binding.
CACGCCAUUCUUCCUUUGCUUUACACAAUUAACAAAAGAGAGAGAGAGAAUGAAAACUCUAUUGUUCAUCUUAUCAUCCUUGAUCCCCAUAACUGUAGCCGAUUUUCGGGGGAUUAACUCAUGCCGAUCAUACUGCGGAAACAUAACAAUAGACUACCCGUUCGGGCUGAAGGAGGGAUGCGGGAAUCCGGGGUACAGAGAUCUCAUGUUUUGCAUGAACGAUGUGUUGAUGUUUCACAUAAGUUCGGGAUCGUACAGAGUGUUGGAUAUCGACUACGCUUAUCGAUCGGUAACGCUGCACGAUCCUCACAUGUCGACGUGCGACACGAUCGUUCUCGGAGGCAAGGGGAACGGGUUUCAGGUGGAGGAUUGGCGUCAGCCUUAUUUCAAUCCCAUGCCUGAAAACGUGUUCAUGUUGAUCGGAUGUUCUCCUAGAUCUCCUCUCUUUCAAGGUUUCCCCGAGAUGCGCUUACCCUGCCGAAACGUCUCCGGAAUGGGCUGCGAGGAGUACUUGUCGUGCCCCGCGUGGGAAAUGGUUGGUUACCGACAACCCGGUCGGGAAUCCGGGUCGGGUUUCGGGUCGGGCCCACCCGAGUGCUGCGCCGUCGGGUUCGAGUCCAUGAAGGCAAUAAACCUGACGAAGCUGGAGUGCGAAGGGUACAGCAGCGCGUACAGUCUCGCGCCGCUCAGGCCGAGUCGACCCGCCGAGUGGGCCUACGGCAUCCGGGUCAAGUACGAUCUCCAAGGGAGCGACGCGUUUUGCCGCGCGUGUGUUGCAACCGCGGGAACAUGCGGGUACGAGUCUGGUGACGGCGGCGGGCUUAGGCAUGUUUGCAUGUGUGGGACCGUGAACUCCACUACCAACUGUGAUUCGGUUGUACCAUCAUCCGGUGGGGAAUAUCCAAGCGUGGAAGCACACCAUAUAGCACUGUUAUUUAUUUACUUGUCGAUGAUGAUGCCAAUGGCCUUACGGAGCUGAGAAGUUGCCACUAAACAGCAGCCAAAUAAACCAAAGUUUUCCAACGUUAUAAUUUCUAUUUUUGUUAUUUAGUUUUUUUUUUUACCUUCGGCACAUAAAAUUACAGAAGAAAAAUUAUUAAUUUUCUUUUUUAAUGUGUAUUAGUAUCCCUCAUUAUUUUUUUUAAAUUUUAAUGAGAUUGCUUCGGUU